GUCUGGUCAUACAGUAAACAAAUACUUUGAACUGUAUUUACAUUGUUCCUCCGCUUUUGCAUUUAACAAAUACAAACCUGUUCCAUCCACUAGCACACAACAAUAGAAGAGCAGGGGAAAACCUUGUCGUGUAUCUCAUCGGUAUCAGGGCAAACAGAAGGAAUUUGUUUUACACCUGCCAAAGAGUCCUCUGGCACUGAUUGAAGAGAGUUGCCCGUUGCUAAGCAACGGAAUGCAGAACCGCCUCCCGGGACUUUACAGCUCGUCCUCCUUAUUUGCAAACAGACAUAAAAAGUAUCUAGCAACUACAACUACACCAGAUGAAACAGCUAAUUUAGUGGACGGUCUCUGGAGCUGCCACGGGAUCAGUUUUCAUUCGGUUAAACGCAGAGACGGGGGGGCUGAAGUGAUGUCCCGGUCGUAGUGCAAUCAUGUCCGACGAAGAACGUGUGUCGUCUUUCCUUGAGGACGACCGGGUGAAGUUUGUCGAGGGAAACGUCCGUGCGCUGCUGCGGCUGCACGGCCGAGCCUGGGGCGAGAGGGCCGCAACCGGAGACUUCCAAGCGCUCUUAAAAAACUUCUUUGACAAGGAGACAGUUAUAUUUAUCUCUGCAUCGAAUAAAGCCGGCCUGGUUGCUUCUAAAGAGGUCCCACUCAAUACUGAAAAUAAACAAAUCUACAUCCUCAAGAAGAGAGUUGUUCCGAUCACCUCUGAAAACUACAGGGAACUCCUGCUCUUUGGCCUCCAGUCUCCAUCAUCUCAACUAACGCUGCAGCUGUCCAACACAGUAGAGCAGGUUUGUGUUCCCCUGCUGUCAAACAACAAAAACCAUCAAACGUGGCCCAAUCUGAUAUCUGAAGACAUUAUUCUACAUGGAGAGAAGAUGUGCAGUAAGACAUCAGUUGUCAGGGGACAGAUUUUAGGAAAAAGCGUCCUGCCUAUUCCAACAGAGAUGGAUUGGAUUGAAAAUUCCUUCAGCACCUUCAAAAUGUGCAAUAACUAUGACAGGGCACUGGCCCAUGCCAUAGAGACCCAGGUCAUCAACUGGACCAAUCUGAUCCAAAAGAUUUUAAAGGAGGAUUCGUCAGACUUACUUCGGACAGGUUGCAAUCCAGGGCCCGAUGCGGAGCUGACGUUUUGGGCAUCCAGGAAGAGCAAUAUAGAGAACAUUUAUUGCCAGCUUCAGAGUGCCGUUGUUCAGAAAAUGGUCACGAUCUUAAAAAUGAUGGAUAGCAGCUAUCAUCCAACAAUCAUGGCUCUAAUUGGAAAUGUAUUUGAUGCACUUCAAGAAGCCAAGGACAUUGACAUUCAUCUACAGCCACUGCAUGCACAGCUGUCUCAACUGGAGAAGGGAGGAUUUCCUCUCUUUGAAACAUUCAUCCCGGCAUUAUUACAUACAAUUUUCCUUAUCUGGAGCAACUGCCAGUCCUAUCAAAAACCAGCACGCGUCGUGGUAUUACUGCAGGAGCUGUGCAAUCUGUUCAUUGAGCAGGCCUCUUCAUACCUCUCUGUGGAUCUGCUGCUCCGCGAGGAACCAGAGGAAAGUCAACAAAUGGUAAAGAAGGUGAUACAAGUAUUUAGAUCUUUCAGACAGAGUUACCAGACCCAGAGGGAGAGGUUGGCCAACCAUGUGAAACAUGCACCCUGGGAUUUCCCAUCUGCCAUGGUUUUUGCCCGUUUCGACCAGUUCCUUGAUCGAAUGCAACAGCUGGAGGACUUGUUUGAAGUGAUGCUGGACUUUCAGAGGAUGGAAAAACUGGAAUUUGCUGGACUCAAUGGCAAAAUCUACAGCGAGCAUGCGGCUCAGAUGUACAGAGAGUUCAGUAACCACUGCCAAGUGUUGAUGCACAGUGAAAACAACCCACUUGAUUUCAACUCUCAGGGAUUUGAAAUCGAGCUGAAGGAUUUGAAAGUGAGGAUUGUGGACUUGGAGUGCCGCCUUGCCAGUCUUCUAUGCUUGGCCUUCAAGGAUUGCCAUGGACUGGAAUCAACCUUAAAAAUGCUUACCAUUGUUGGACCCUUCCUGGAGAGAAGUCAAAUCAGACAGAUAUUCAGUCCCAACUUCAUUCUACUGCAGCAACAUUUGAGUGAAGAGCUGGCGAGAUGUAAAUAUCUGUUUGAAUCCCAGUUGACUCGGAUGGAAAGUGGUCUGACUAAGAACACGGCUUACUCAUCUGGAGCUUUGAAGUGGGCAAAAAUGCUCAGACAACGAAUUCAAACUCCAUGGGAAAGAAUCCGAUUACUGUUGAAUAUGCAUGCAAGAGGUGUAGAGAUGGCGAAGGAACACCACAUGUACACAGAGAUGUUGAGUCUCCUGGACCGAUAUGAGGAAGACAUUUACUCUGACUGGUGUAACGGUUUGGAACAGGCCUGCCUGAUGAACCUGAACCAGCCCCUUCUCUCCCGAGAUACCUCAUCUGACCUGAUCUCACUCAACUUCAAUCCAAAGCUUACGGAAGUCUUAAAAGAUGUGAAGUAUAUUCAGACUCUCGGCCAAAUCAAGAUCCCUGCAGCUGCAAUGACGGUUUUUGAGAUGCGUGGCAUGUUCUCAAAGUAUGUGAGCAGUCUGCAGCUAUUAGUACAAUGGUACAACAAGCUGAAGCAGACAGUGCUAGAGGUGGAACUUCCCCUCAUCAAAGUUGAGCAGGAGUCCAUCGAUGUGCAGUUAACAAGAGCAGAGUCUGACCUGACGUGGCAGGAUCCAGACUGCUGGAGCUUCAUCAGCACCACCAAAGACCUGGUGCACAACCUUGUGUGUCGAGUCAGUGGCGCCAAAGAAAACUGCGAAGCCAUCCAGUCAAUAAUGAAGGAAUGGAGCAAAAAGGCCAUGUUUAGCCGAAAGGACAACAAGAGAGGCUCGCUGAUACAGCUGGAAGACAGGAGAGACCGUGUCAACAAGAAGAACGAGGCCUUGAAGAAGGAUGGCGACUCUAUACACAAGUUGAUACAGGAGAAUAUGGUCCUUUUCCGCGCCGACCCCGCGUCAGAAGCAUGGCAGUGCUACCUAGAGUAUGUGGAUGAGAUGGUGGUGGAGGGGCUCUUCUGCUACAUCCGUCAAUCUCUUCAGUACCUCACGGACAACAUGGAAAUGAGGCCCAACCAGGCACCUCUGUUUGAGGUUCAGUUAAUGCUGACCAGCUCAGGGAUGGUUAACCUCCCCUCCUUGGUGCAAGAUGCAGGGGACGGCCUCUACGAGCUGAUAGAAGGACUGGUCGGAGACAUAUUCAAGACAUCGUUGAACAUCAACAGGGUGGCUGCUCAUCUUAGCGUCGAGAGUUACCAGGAUGUAAUGGAUGAUAUGCUAGAUCUGUCUGACCUGAGACAAGAGGUAAUGGAACGAGUGGAGAACGUCAUCAGGAAAGCAAUAAAUUACCAGAGAAAGUUUGAUUGCUACACCCAUCUCUGGCAAGAUGACAGGGCUGAGUUUCUGAGCCAGUUUCUUCUGUAUGGAAGUGUACUUACGGCUGAAGAGACAGAGGCUUGUGGUGCAGAUGCACUCCUUGAGAGCCCGCCCACAAUCAAUAACUUCAAAGAACAGAUUGAUUACUAUGAGGAUCUGCAUGCGGAAAUUUCCAAGCUCGAAGACUUCACAGUUUUCAAUGGAUGGUUUCGAGUGGACGUCAAGCCCUUUAAAGUGAGCCUCCUUAACGCUAUAAAGAAGUGGAGCUGGCUUUUCAAAGAACACCUCCUGACUUAUGUCACUAACAGUCUUGAUGAGCUCCAGAAGUUUGUAAGAGCCACUGUUCAAGGGCUGGGCCAGCCUGUGGCUAAAGGAAACCACCGCUGCUUGGUGGAAGUGAUGAGUCACUUGUUGGCAGUCCGAGAUAGACAAGCAGCCACGGACGAGAUGUUUGAGCCUUUCAGGGACACAAUAACCCUCCUGGAACAGUAUGGAGUGACCGUACCAGACCAGGUCUAUUUUCAGCUGGAGGAACUUCCAGAGAAAUGGAGUGGGGCCAAAAAACUGGCCCUAAGAGUGAGGCAUGAAGUGGCACCCAUGCAGAAUGCAGAAGUGAUGGUGAUACGGAGACGGUGCAUGGCGUUUGAGGAGAAACAAAGCCAAUUCAGGGAGAUGUUCAGAGCGACAACGCCCUUUAACUACAAUGCAGUUGAUCCCUACAUCACUCUGGAGAAAUCUGAAAAAGCUGUCCGACGCAUGGAGAAAGAGGUAGCAGAUCUACAGGAGUCCACGAAUCUGUUUGACGUUACCAUUCCCGACUACAGAGAGAUAAAGCUGUGCAGACGAGAGAUCACUGUCCUCAAAGAACUGUGGGACAGUGUUGUGUAUGUGAGGAGCAGUGUGGAAAACUGGACAAUGACCAAAUGGAGGCAGAUAAACGUGGACCAGAUGGAUGCAGAAUUGAGGAGCUUUGCCAAGGACAUACGGAAGUUUGACAAGGAGGCUCGCGUGUGGGAUGUGUAUUCUGGGUUGGACCUUUAUGUAAAGAACCUGUUGACGUCACUUCGGGCCGUGAGUCAGCUGCAGAACCCUGCAGUACGAGAGCGCCACUGGGUGAAGCUAAUUACAGCAAAACAGAUGGACUUGUCUGUGACCGACGGUACCACCUUGGAGAACCUCUUGGCUCUGCAGCUCCAUUUGUUCGAAGACGAAGUUCGCAACAUAGUGGACGAGGCGGUCAAAGAAAUGGCCAUAGAAAAGGUUGUGACAGAAAUAAGUCAAACUUGGGAAUCAAAGGAGCUCGCAUACGAAGAUCAUUACCAAACCUCUGUCCCACUUCUUAAAUGUGAUGAGGAACUUAUCGAAACUCUUGAAGAUCAUCAGGUUCAGCUCCAGGGCAUCUUUCAGAGCAAGCACGUACAUCACUUCCUGUUCCAGGUGGUAGAGCUACAGAAACAACUGACUGUGGCUGACUCCGUGCUCAUGGUUUGGAUCGAGGUCCAAAGGACGUGGGUCUACCUGGAAAGCAUCUUCAAAAGUUGUGAUGACAUCUGCCAACAGCUGCCUGCAGAUGCUGACAGAUUUCAAACUAUAGAUGUUGAAUUCCAGGAACUAAUGUUGGACUGUGCCAAGACUGUAAAUGUCAUUGAGGCCACCAACAAACCUCAUCUAUUUGAGAAGUUAGAGGAUCUACAAACAAGGCUUACGUUGUGUGAAAAAGCUCUCGCUGAAUACUUGGAGACAAAGAGACUUGCCUUUCCACGGUUCUACUUCAUUUCCUCUGCAGACUUGUUGGACAUCCUUUCCAAAGGGAGUCGGCCCAGAGAGGUAACUGUUCACCUCUCAAAAUUAUUUGACAGCAUCUCUGAUCUUGAGUUUGCCAAAAACGAACAGUUGGAUAACCCUAAACUCGUAGUGGGCAUGUACAGCAAAGAGAGAGAAUAUGUCCCAUUCCAGAAAGAAUGCUUCUGUUUCGGGCCGGUGGAGACAUGGCUUUCUGGUCUGGAGGAGUCUAUGAAGGAAUGUGUGAGGGGUCAUUUGUCCGAGGCUGUGUCUGUGUACGAGGACAAGCCCAGAGAGCAGUGGAUUCUUGACUUUCCUGCCCAAGUGGCUCUCAUUGGAUCCCAGAUCUGGUGGAGCAAUGAUAUGGAGCUUGUGUUCAAAAGACUGGAGGAAGGAUUUGAGACUGCACUUAAAGAAUACAACAAGAAACAGGUUUCUCAGCUGAACUUGUUGAUCGGCAUGCUACUGGGAGAACUGAGCACAGGCGACCGACAGAAGAUCAUGACUUUGUGCACCAUUGAUGUCCAUGCUAGAGACAUUGUUGCCAGCCUUAUCGCCCAAAAGGUCACCACCUCACAGGCCUUCCAGUGGCUUUCCCAGCUCCGGCAUUGCUGGAACGAAGAGCAGCAUCACUGCUUUGUUAACAUUUGUGAUGCCCAGUUCCUGUACUCGUAUGAGUACCUUGGGAAUACGCCGCGUCUAGUCAUCACCCCCCUCACAGACCGGUGCUACAUCACCUUAACUCAGGCGCUGCACCUGACCAUGAGUGGAGCCCCAGCUGGCCCCGCUGGAACAGGGAAGACUGAGACCACUAAGGAUCUUGGGAGAGCCUUGGGCGUCAUGGUGUACAUCUUCAACUGUUCUGAACAGAUGGACUACAAGUCAAUUGGUGAUAUCUACAAGGGUCUGGCCCAGACGGGAUCGUGGGGCUGCUUUGAUGAGUUCAAUCGCAUCGCCGUGGAUGUUCUGUCAGUUGUAGCAGUGCAGGUCAAAACCAUACACGACGCCAUCCGCACUAAAAAGAAAAGGUUCCUGUUCUUAGAUGAGGACAUUGUCUUAAAGCCCUCUGUGGGGAUUUUCAUCACAAUGAACCCUGGCUAUGCAGGCAGGACGGAGCUACCUGAGAACCUCAAGGCUCUUUUCAGACCCUGUGCCAUGGUGGUGCCUGACACUGAGCUCAUUUGUGAGAUCAUGCUGGUAGCUGAAGGCUUCCGGGGUGCGAAGCCUCUAGCCAGGAAGUUCAUUACUCUGUACAAUCUCUGCAAAGAACUGCUUUCUAAGCAGGACCACUACGAUUGGGGUUUGCGUGCUGUCAAGUCUGUUCUGGUUGUAGCAGGGGCACUGAGAAGAAGAGACAAGAGUAGACCAGAGGAUCAGGUGCUGAUGCGUGCAUUGAGGGACUUCAACACGCCUAAAAUUGUCACCGAGGAUGUGACUAUCUUCUUGGGAUUGCUGGGAGAUCUGUUCCCAGGCCUGGAGGUGGAGCGAGAGAGAGACUGCGAAUUUGAAAAGGCCAUCCGAAAGACCACGCUGGAGCUCAGACUCCAGCCCGAGGAGACGUUCAUCCUUAAGGUGGUGCAGUUGGAGGAACUCAUGGCAGUGCGUCAUUCUGUCUUUGUUGUUGGAAAUGCUGGGACUGGGAAAAGCCAGAUAUUGAGAGUUCUUCAUAAAACCUAUGUAAACUUGAAGAGGAAGCCUGUAUGGAAGGACCUCAAUCCAAAGGCAGUGGACAGAGAUGAAUUGUUUGGCUUCAUCCACCACGCAACCCGAGAAUGGAAAGAUGGGUUGCUUUCGUCGUUGAUGCGAGAGCAAGCAGCCAUCUCCCACGUAGGACCUAAGUGGAUUGUGUUGGACGGAGACAUUGAUCCGAUGUGGAUUGAAUCACUCAACACCGUGAUGGAUGACAACAAGGUGCUGACUCUUGCCAGUAAUGAACGUGUGCCGCUCACUUCAUCCAUGAGACUGGUGUUUGAAAUCAGUCACCUCCGGACGGCCACUCCUGCUACUGUGUCCAGAGCGGGAAUUCUGUAUGUCAACCAACAGGACCUGGGCUGGAACCCGUAUGUUGCCAGCUGGAUUGAACAAAGACAACGCCAGACAGAAAAGGCCCACCUCACCAUAAUGUUUGAAAAAUAUGUCCCUCGUUGUCUAGAAAAGAUUAAAAACAGCUUCAAGACCAUUACUCCUAUCCCAGAAAACUCCAUGGUGCAGACCCUCUGCACUUUGCUCGACUGCCUUCUAACACCAGAAGGUAUUCCAUCGGACUCUCCGCGGGAGCUCUAUGAGACCUACUUUGCCUUCGCCUGCAUCUGGGCUUUUGGUGGAGCCCUGUUUCAAGAUCAGCUCUAUGAUUACCGGGUGGAGUUCAGUCGAUGGUGGACCAAAGAAAUGAAGACUGUGAAGCUGCCAGCACAGGGGACAGUGUUUGACUACUACCUUGACCCUCAAACUAAGCGGUUCCUGCCCUGGAGUGAUAAUGUGCCUCCUUUAGAAAUGGAAACGUGUACACCAUUACAGGCUGUUGUGGUACACACAGCAGAGACUGUGCGACUUCGCUACUUCAUGGACUUGUUGCUGGAGAGCAGACAGCCACUAAUGCUUGUGGGGAAUGCUGGAGUGGGAAAGACCGCACUCGUCAAGAACAAGUUUGACUGCCUGACAGAGAGUUACGUGACAACAAAAGUACCCUUCAACUACUACACCACCUCCCUCAUGCUGCAGGGGAAUCUUGAGCGGCACUUAGAGAAAAGAGCGGGCCGAAGCUUCUUCCCUGUAGGCAACAAAAGGCUAGUCUACUUCCUGGACGACCUCAACAUGCCCGCUGUGGACAGUUAUGGAACAGUGCAACCUCACACACUUAUACGUCAGCAUCUGGACUAUGGCCACUGGUAUGAUAGACAGAAACUGUGCAUAAAAGAAAUACACAAUACCCAGUAUGUCGCCUGUAUGAAUCCAACUGCUGGGAGCUUCACUAUCAACCCCAGACUACAAAGACAUUUCUCAGUGUUUGCCGUGAACUUUCCUUCCUCUGGGGCUCAGAUGUCCAUCUUCAGCCAGAUCCUUUGUGGCCACCUGAAGCAGCGGCUCUUCAGUCCGUUGGUUCAGAAGAGCGCAUUAGCUGUUGUUCAAGCUGCCAUAACUCUUCAUCACAAGAUGGUUCACAGCUUUCUGCCCACAGCCGUCACAUUUCACUACACAUUUAAUCUACGAGAUUUGUCAAACGUCUUUCAGGGCAUGCUCUUCGCUGGGCCGGACAGUGUGGAAGAGAGCACCGACCUGGCACUGUUGUGGCUCCACGAGUCCUGUAGAGUGUACUCAGACAGACUGGUAGAUGUCAAGGACCUGCAGCUCUUCCGGAUGCUCCAGAUGGAGACUGUGCAUGAAUGCUUUGAGGGACUGGAGGAAAAGAAAAUGACAAAGCUGCCGCUCCUCUAUUGCCACUUUGCCAAAAAAGGCAACGAAGCCUCCUAUGUUCCGAUUACAGACUGGGCGUCACUCAAGUCCGUCCUCACAGACGCCCUGGAGAGCUACAAUGAGCUCAAUGCAGCCAUGAAUCUGGUACUGUUUGAAGAUGCCAUGCAACAUGUCUGUCGCAUCAGUCGUAUCCUGGAGUCUCCGGGGGCUCAUGGCUUACUGGUUGGUGUCGGGGGAAGUGGGAAGCAAAGCCUGACUCGUCUGGCUGCCUACAUGUCCUCCGUGGAAGUCUUCCAAAUCACUCUGAGUAAGGGUUAUAGCAUCCAAGACCUCAAGAUGGAUCUGACCGGUUUAUUCCUGAAGACUGGAGUGAAGAACCAGCGUGUGGUUCUGCUGCUGACCGAUUCACAGAUACCUGAUGAGCGAUUUCUGGUCACUAUUAAUGAUUUACUGGCAUCAGGAGAGAUUCCUGAGCUCUUCAGCGAGGAGGAGAUCGACGACAUUGUGUCUGCCGUCAGAGCUGAGGUCCGAGCCCUCGGACUGCUGGACAUCAGGGAGAACUGCUGGAGAUUCUUCACUGACCGAGUUCGACUACAACUCACGGUGGUGCUGUGUUUGUCUCCCGUGGGCAGUACCCUUCGCAUUCGUGCCCGUCGGUUCCCCGCUCUCGUGCAGUGCACCACCAUUGACUGGUUCCAUCCCUGGACCUCAGAAGCCCUGCAGUCGGUCAGCUUCAGGUUCAUCCAAAAGAUUGAAGACCUUGAGCCUGCUGUCCAGGAAUCCAUCAGUCUUUUCAUGGCCUACGUUCACACCAGUGUCAACCAUGCAAGUGAAAAAUACCGGCGCAAUGAGAGGAGGUACAAUUACACCACCCCCAAGAGCUUUCUCCAGCAAAUCACUCUGUACAGAAACCUUCUGCAGAAGAGCCGGGCUCAGCUCCUGCACAAGAUGAACCGGCUUGUCAGCGGCCUUCAAAAACUCCAAACAACUGCCGUCCAGGUUGAAGAUCUAAAAGCAAAGUUGGCAUCUCAAGAAGCUGAGUUGACCUUAAAAAAUCUGAAUAUUGAGGCUUUGAUUACAAAGAUUGGACUGCAGACUGAGAAGGUGAGCAGCAAGAGAGAGGCUGCAGAUCUUGAGGCCCAAAAGGUUGCCGUCAUCCAGGCAGAAGUCUUGGUCAAACAGAGGGACUGCGAAAAAGACCUUGACAAGGCAGAGCCAUCACUGACAGCAGCUACAGCAGCGCUGGACACCCUCAACAAAUUGAAUCUCACUGAGCUGAAGGCCUUUCCAAACCCUCCGGAGGCAGUGAUCAACGUGGCAGCAGCUGUGAUGGUUCUGCUCGCGCCCCGCGGUCGAGUGCCUAAAGAUCGGAGUUGGAAGGCGGCGCGCGCCUUCAUGGGCAAGGUUGAUGAUUUCCUACAAGCCCUGGUGUCAUAUGACAAGGAGCAUGUCCCUGAGGUCUGUUUGACUGCAGUAAAACAAAAGUAUCUGAGAAACCCAGAAUUCCACCCCGAUCUAGUUCGGACCAAAUCUACAGCUGCGGCGGGUCUCUGUGCCUGGACCAUUAACAUUGUCAGAUACUAUGAGAUUUAUUGUGAGGUCAUUCCAAAGAGGCAAGCGCUAUCCCAAGCAAAUGCAGAUUUAGACACGGCAACAUCCAAAAUGUUAGCGGUUCAAAAGAAAUUGGCGGAUCUUGAUUCAACCCUCCAGAGCCUGACGACUCAGGUGGAAAGGGCCACAAUUGAGAAAAUCAGUUGUCAAGAGGAGGUGAUGCGUACCAACCAGACCAUCGAGCUGGCCAACCGCCUGGUCAAGGGCUUAGAGUCAGAGAAGAUCCGCUGGUCCCGGGCAAUUGUUGAGUAUGAGAAGCAACAGAAGACCUUGUGUGGUGAUGUUCUCAUCACUUCAGCAUUUGUCUCCUACAUGGGUUACUUCACCAGACCGUAUCGGGCGCAGCUCCUUAACAAUGAAUGGAUACCGUUUCUUCGGUCUCAAAAGGUCUCUGUACCCCUGACAGAAGGCCUGGAUCCAAUCCUCAUGCUUACAGAUGACGCCAGUGUGGCCGCCUGGCAUAACCAGGGCCUGCCAAACGAUAGGAUGUCCACCGAGAACGCUUCUAUCCUGACCACCAGUGAGCGUUGGCCGCUCCUCAUCGACCCACAGCAGCAGGGCAUCAAGUGGAUCAGAAACCGGCUAGCGCCAGAGCUGAGGGUGGUGCAGCUGGGACAGAAAGGGUGGCUGCAUGUGAUUGAACAAGCCCUCGUCUGUGGUGAGACCGUUCUGAUAGAGAAUCUGCCGGAAAAAGUGGACCCAGUCUUGGAGCCUCUGCUGGGUAGAAAUACCAUCAAGAGAGGAAGGUACAUCCGACUCGGGGACAAAGAGUGUGAAUACAACAGUAGCUUUCAACUCAUCCUCCACACCAAGUUGGCAAAUCCCCACUUCCCUCCUGAGCUCCAGGCCCAGACCACCCUCAUCAACUUCACAGUGACACCUGAGGGCCUGGAGGAACAGCUGCUGGGACAGGUGGUGUCGCGGGAAAGGCCGGACCUGGAGGCCCUAAAGAUGGAGCUGACAACCGCGCAGAACCACUUCAAGAUUGAGCUGAAGAGGUUAGAGGACGACUUGUUGACUCGCCUCUCUGCAGCUCACGGCCAUUUUCUAGGUGAUAUCUCUCUGGUGGAGCAACUUGAGAACACCAAGAGCACAGCUGCUCACAUUCAGUGCAAGGUGGUGGAGGCCAGAAAAAACGAGACAGAGAUCAACGAGGCUCGAGAACUUUACCGCCCAGCUGCUGAGAGAGCGUCGCUCCUCUUCUUCAUCAUCAACGACCUCAGCAAGAUUAACCCCAUGUACCAGUUUUCCCUCAAGACCUUUAACUCUGUGUUCAACAAAGCAAUGGAGCGUGCAGAAUGGGACGAGGACGUGAGGACCAGAGUGCACACCCUCACCGAGGCCAUCACCUAUUCUGUAUUCCUCUACAGCAACCAGGGCCUGUUUGAGAGAGACAAGUUAACCUUCUUGUCACACACUGCCUUGCAGAUUCUGCUGAAGCAGGGCCUGAUUGAUGCUCAGGAAGUUGACCUCCUUCUGCGUUUCCAUGUGGAAGCUUGCAAAGUGAGUCCUGUGUCAUUCCUCUCCCCGCAGGCCUGGGGAGCCAUUAAGACCAUUUCGACAGUGGAGGACUUCAAUGGACUGGACAAAGACAUUGAGAGCUCACCAAAGCGUUGGAGAAAGAUUGUCGAGUCCGGUUGUCCUGAAAAGGAAAGACUGCCCCAGGACUGGAAGAAUAAAAGUUCCCUACAGAAGCUCAUAAUCUUUAGAGCACUUCGCCCUGACAGGAUGACCUAUACAUUAAGGAACUUUGUGGAGCAAAGCAUGGGAAGAAAAUAUGUGGAUGCCGCCAUGCUGGAAUUUGACCAGUUGUAUGAGGACAGCAGCCCUUCAACUCCUGUAUUCUUCAUUCUCUCCCCUGGGGUGGAUCCAUUGAAAGAUGUAGAAAAACUAGGAUUGAAGCUGGGGUUCACCAUUGAGCACGGCACUUUACACAACAUCUCGCUGGGACAGGGGCAGCACGAGGUAGCGAAACGGGUCCUGAGUAAUGCCUCGAAACUCGGACAUUGGGUCAUUCUGCAGAAUGUGCACCUGGUGCCUCGAUGGCUGCCCUCUCUUGAUGGACUUCUCGAGACGGCAGCGGUUGACAGUCACCCAAACUACAGGGUGUUCAUCACCGGGCAACCAGCACCAAACCCUGAUCAGCACCACAUCCCCAGAGGGAUCCUGGAGAAUGCCAUCAAAAUCACCAAUGAGCCCCCCACCGGCAUGAAUGCCAGUCUGCACGCGGCCCUCAACAGUUUCAGUCAAGACACUCUGGAUAUGUGCUCCAGAGAACAGGAGUUUAACUCCAUGCUCUUCUCCGUCUGCUUCUUUCACGCUUGUGUCACGGAGCGCCGUAAAUUUGGUCCCCAAGGGUGGAACCACAACUACCCCUUCAGCGCUGGAGACCUCACCAUCUCAGCCAGUGUCUUGUACAAUUACUUGGAGGCCAACUCAAAAUCCAUGCAGGUGCCCUGGGAGGACCUGCGUUAUCUUUUUGGGGAGAUCAUGUAUGGCGGACACAUUACAGAUGGCUGGGAUAGAAGACUGUGCCAGACUUAUCUACAAGAGUUCAUGCAUCCAAAAAUGUUUGAAGGGGAGCUCUUUCUGUGUCCUGGGUUCCUAUCGCCUCCGUUCAUGGACUACAGCGGUUACCACAGUUAUGUCGACGAGCACGUCCCACCUGAGAACCCCACUCUGUAUGGUCUGCACCCAAAUGCCGAGCUCGAGUGCCUCACUGUCACUUCAGACAACCUGCUAAGGACUCUUCUGGAGCUGCAGCCACAGGAAGCCUCCAGAGGGGAAGGCGCAGCGCAGGGCACAGAGGAGAAGGUCAAGUCUGUCAUUCAAGAUCUCCUGGACAAGCUUCCUGAGGAGUAUAACAUGGCCGAGAUAACUGCAAAGACUACAGAGCGAAGCUCGUACAUUUUAGUCUGUUUCCAGGAGUGUGAACGCAUGAAUCUUCUGCUAGCAGAAAUAAGGAAGUCCCUUAAUGUGCUGGAUCUUGGCCUGAAGGGAGAACUCACCAUCUCCUCCAGUAUGGAGACGCUGCAGUCAGCCCUGUUCAAAGACUGCGUUCCUGAUUCCUGGACCAGACUGGCUUACCCCUCCACUAAGACACUGGCCCAUUGGUUUAAUGAUCUAAUGUGUAGCUGUCGAGAGUUGGACAGCUGGACUCGAGACUUGGUUCUUCCUGCAGUUGUUUGGCUCUCAGGACUCUUCUACCCACAGUCCUUCCUGACUGCUGUUAUGCAGAGUAUUGCUCGUAAGAAUCAGUGGGCCCUGGAGAAGAUGACUCUGACUGUGGAUGUAACAAAGAAGACAAAAGACGACUAUGGACAUCCACCCCGGGAGGGGGCCUAUAUCCACGGGCUCUUCAUGGAAGGAGCACGUUGGGACACCCAGGCGGGAGUCAUCUCCGAGGCGGUUUUGAGGGAUCUGACUCCCGCCAUGCCGGUGCUGUUUGUCCGAGCCGUGCCAGCUGAUGAGCAGCAGCUCAAGAACACUUACGAGUGUCCAGUUUACUCCACUAAGCAGCGUGGGCCCUCAUACGUAUGCAGCCUCCACCUCCGAACCAAGCAGCCUCCUGCCAAGUGGAUCGCAGCCGGAGUCGCACUGUUACUGUCUGUAUGAGACAUUAGAGGAGGAGGAGGAGGUAUUUGUAAUAUCCACCGAGGGCUGACAGGAUGUUACAUUGUCACCACACUAUCAUUGUUGCCAAAACUAUGUGUCCAAGGACACUUUUAAAAUACCAGUUUUAACUCUAACUAACUCUAUGAAACUUUUACUUUAACCUGGUUAAUUGAGUUUUGAAAACUGAAUUUGUAUGUGGGACAUUAUCGUGCAGUGUAAACAUGAUAUGAAUAUUUUAUUUUUUUAUUUUCAUGGUUAUUGUCAAUACCGGUAGAUAUCAACAGCUUUUAAAUAUCUACUGACCGUAUUCUGCAAAUAGUGCUAAAACGUUUAUUAGAGGACCACUAUUUUCCCAUCUUAAUAUAAUUGACUCAUUUAUUGUAUUUAUUUAGUUUUUUUUAUCAAACUUUUCUUAUUAUUACUAAUGGAACAGAUAUGUUUAUUUUUUAAUAAUUAAUUGCAAUAAACGUAUUGUUGCUCAUUUGUUUCAUACAUAUGAAUACUAACAUUGUUGUGUGUGUGUGUUUUAGAUAUGAAGAUAACGGAAUUAAGGGAGUGCAGACGCAUGUUCAGCCGGUGCUGAACCUGUUGUGUCUGUGUCCGACACGGUUGAACCUUUCCCAUGAGACGGUUCAGUCUGGUCGUGAUUUGUUGGGAGCUUAUGUCUCUAUUUUAGACCAUGUAAUUCUGGAAAGGGAGCAUAUUUUAUUGGAAGGUCAAGAUUAAAAAGGCUCCCCGGCUGCCCUCUUCUAACUGAAUGAUACACAAUGCCGUCUGGAGGGUUCCCGGACAGAAUUCCCAGGAGAUGAUGUGCACGGCCGCUAUUGACUUUUAAAUGAGGUGCAUUUGACAUUGACCUUUUGUACGGCAGAGGCAGAAUACUAACAGACGAGUGUAAUUCAUUCAGCCAGGCCUGUUGGAGAAGCCUCUUCAAAGAUACUGAUCGCUUUCUAGAAGAGAGCAACACAUUAGAUGACCCAUCCUGUAUCAGUCUGCACUCAUCUGAUUGACUUGAUAUAAAUACAAUAAAACCUGAAACUUUGACUCUGAAGAAACUAAAAUUGUAUCUCUUUUAAACAGAUGUCAAUGAAAACUGAGAUGUUCAGAGUAAGGUUUGACUCUGAUAAUCUAUGCGUACUGAAUGAGAUGUGCAUCAUUUAUGUGCUGUUAAGUCCCUAAUGUGUCACAGCUUUGGUAAAAUAUUGGGGGUGCACAGAACAACACUGGGGGGAAAUAAUUGAAUCAAAUAUUUGGGUGCUCGGAUAGAAUUCUGUGCAACCAUGGAAAGGAUAUAUAACAACUGAACGUGUGUGUGUGUGUGUGUGUGUGUGUGUGUGUGUAUAACCUCCAUUUACCAUUUAUUCGUUCAAAACAAUCUUUUUAAUGUGUUUUUGGAGUGUCCAUUAUUGUCAACAUAAAAAAACGCAGUGUGUCUGAAAGGGGAUCUUUGGAUAUUAGCGGAAAUCUGAGACAGGGCAGAUGCCUUAUACAUAUGUAUAAAUUAUCUGCUAAGAUAAACAAGUGACAUAUGAUGUA
Messenger RNA from Gasterosteus aculeatus aculeatus (three-spined stickleback), 15359 nucleotides. Its product is annotated as dynein axonemal heavy chain 11. The record is from RefSeq and is a predicted model, not a curated record. Gene Ontology annotation, biological process: microtubule-based movement. Gene Ontology annotation, cellular component: dynein complex. NCBI's taxonomy places the organism in Eukaryota, Metazoa, Chordata, Actinopteri, Perciformes, Gasterosteidae. Gene Ontology annotation, molecular function: minus-end-directed microtubule motor activity; dynein light intermediate chain binding; ATP binding.